This is a messenger RNA of Mucor velutinosus, 1467 nucleotides long. RefSeq lists its product as uncharacterized. The transcript is spliced from 6 exons. The record is from RefSeq and is a predicted model, not a curated record. The coding region runs from base 1 to 1467 and encodes 488 amino acids. Lineage: Eukaryota; Fungi; Mucoromycota; Mucoromycetes; Mucorales; Mucoraceae.
AUGGUGAAUAUACAGCAAGCAGUUACAGCUGUGUUCUUGGCGUUAUCACUUGUCCAGUGCCAGCAGCAACAGCAGCAGCAACCAAUACCAACAUCCAUAUCAGAUUCACAAACAACGACAUUAUCAUCGAAAAAGCCUGUGUUCACUUCAACAGACUCUUUGUCUUCAUCGUCUUCUUCCACCUGCGGUACUAAUGGCAACACGGAUACCAUCUGCUCUCCAAAAGCAGGCGAUGUAUGGAGGAAUGGUACUUGGUACCCAAUUACAUGGAAUACAAUGUACCCAACUUAUGUUUCUUCUCCGGCACUAGAUAUCUACAUUUACUAUGUACAAAACUAUCAAAACAUCCUUAUAAAGAAGAUUUCCGAUAUAAACACAUCAAAAGGCAGCGUGGCUGUGCUUGUCGACGAUUCAUGGAGAGUGGAUCCCUCUGCACAGACCUAUGAAAGUUUAAUUUAUAUCGUACCAAAUGGCAUUAACCCAGAAAAAGAGUUAGCAAAUCGAUAUUCGGAUUAUCCUCCACCUAUACAUAACUUGGUAGAACAACCGGCUCUAGUGCCAUUACCCACUACGAUGCCUGCCGCUACCAAUGUGAGCUCAACAGAAGCGUCUGCUUCCAUGACAUACAACCCUUCGUCCACAUUAUCACCAACACCAGUCCCAAUACCAACCAAUGUAGACUUAUCGGCUGCAGAUGCAAAGAGCAAGAAAGAGGCUGGUCCAGAAGCUCAUCCAAUUCAGCCCUGGGUUAUUGCAGCUGUUGUGCUAGCAUGCUUAGCUGUACUAGGUGCAUGCCUUGCCAUAUUCUGGGUCAUGCAGCAUAGUAGAAGAAGGAAGUUAGUGUAUGGAGAAAAGGGACACUUGGAACUCAACAGUACAGCAAGCAGCUCCAUGUUUCCUGUCCUACAUCAAGACGGUAGCAGCAAAGAGAAGCUCAAUGCCAUGUCCACCAUCUCUCUGAACCAACCUACCAUCAAUACCACUGUUACUACACCUGUACGUUUCUAUGGCACAGCACACACAGGAAGUGAAAGAGGCUCUCUUAAGAGCCAUACAGCACCCAACAGCCCUUUGAACAAUGCUGCAACCACAAACAUGGGAGGUUUCAUUUCAACGCCCUCGCUACCCUUGGACGGCCAAAUCUACAUGCUUGGCGAUGGCGCGCGUCCUCAAUCCACUGCUUCAUUUAGCAAUAUUUCCAGUCGAUCUGAACCUCCUUUGACCUCGACAGACGCUCUUUUGAUUGCAGAUACCUUUCGCCAACGCAUGAGAAGGCCAGAGUGGCAGCAACAACAGCAGCAAUUACAGAAGAAAGAGGAUGAAGAGGCAGAAGAGGAGGAUAAGAGACGGCAGCUGAGCGAACAAUUGUUGAAAAAAGAAUUGGAAGCUGAAGGUACAUUGAUGAAGAAGGUUGGAAAAAGGGCACAUUUGCUGGCUGCCACGUAUCAACAACAGCAACAGCAAUAA